CCUCUUUUUCUCUCGCCGUAGUCAUUGCAUUAGUCAGAUCUUGGAGAGUGUCAAUCAUAUCCACCAGCAUGAUAUUGUGCACAGAGACCUCAAGCCUGAGAACCUGUUGUUGGCCAGUAAGAUGAAGGGAGCUGCAGUGAAGCUGGCAGACUUUGGCCUUGCUAUUGAAGUGCAAGGAGACCAGCAGGCUUGGUUUGGUUUUGCGGGCACCCCUGGUUAUCUCUCCCCUGAAGUCCUGAGGAAGGACCCCUACGGCAAGCCUGUGGACAUAUGGGCUUGCGGUGUUAUUCUCUAUAUCUUGUUAGUGGGAUAUCCUCCGUUCUGGGAUGAAGAUCAACAUAAACUGUAUCAGCAGAUCAAAGCUGGGGCAUACGAUUUCCCGUCCCCAGAGUGGGACACAGUGACUCCAGAGGCAAAGAACCUGAUCAACCAGAUGUUGACCAUUAACCCAGCCAAGAGAAUCACUGCCGAACAGGCCCUCAAACACCCCUGGGUCUGCCACCGUUCUACAGUGGCUUCCAUGAUGCACAGACAGGAAACUGUCGAGUGUCUCCGCAAGUUUAACGCUCGCCGAAAACUCAAGGGAGCCAUUCUCACCACCAUGCUGGUGUCCAGAAACUUCUCAGUGGGCCGGCAGCAUACCAACUCUGCUGCUGCCGCCUCCUCCACGGCCUCACUGGCUCAGGAAGCAUGCAAAAGUUUACUCAACAAGAAGUCAGAUUCUGCUAAGCCUUCUACCAACAACAGUAAGAACAGUAUAGUGAGCGCCAUCAAUGCCCUGAAAGACACCAACAUGGCAACCAACGCCCAGAUGGAGUCUCAGAGUACAGUGGUGCACAACCCUCCUGAUGGAGUCAAGGGAUCAACGGAGAGCAACGCCACCAACGAGGAGGAGGAAAUGAAAGCGGACAGUUCGGCGCUGAGUCAGAGCAGCGCCACAGAGGAGAUGCCCCCACUUCUGCCCUCACCUCAAAGCUCACCUGCCAUUCCACCGCAUGAUGUAAAGCGCAUGGCAUGGAACAGCACAGGCAACAGCUCCUGCCCUGACUCUGAGCUCUCACAGUCCUCCAUGCCUGCCGCUCCACUAGGGAGCAACACUGUCGCUGCUAUAAGCAACACUAAGCAGACUCGUAAACAGGAGAUCAUCAAGAUAACGGAGCAGCUGAUUGAAGCGAUCAACAAUGGAGAUUUCGAUGCCUACACGAGGAUUUGUGAUCCUGGACUCACCUCUUUCGAACCUGAGGCCCUGGGGAACCUGGUGGAGGGCAUGGACUUCCACAAGUUCUACUUUGAAAACUUACUGAGUAAGAACAGCAAGCCCGUGCACACCACUCUGCUCAACCCACACGUGCACCUGAUCGGUGAGGAUGCCGCGUGCAUCGCCUACAUCCGGCUCACACAGUUUGUGGACACCACGGGCCGCCCUCGGUCCAGCCAAUCAGAGGAGACCAGGGUGUGGCAUCGUCGAGAGGGCAAGUGGCUCAACGUUCACUUCCACUGCUCAGGAGCGCCGGCUGCACCACUACAGUGAUCAGUGGUCCUGAGCCUCCAGUCUACUGGAGUGUGUGUUUUGGGGGGCAGUUUUUUUCAGCGAGCGUGUUUAAGAGGCACGUCCUCUGCGUGGAUUGGCUAGUGCCAGGUGCCCGGCCGGGCGAGAUCGCAUCCCUCUCCACGAUACCAACCAAUCCUGUCCCCCCUUUGACCUGCUGGGGUCCGGCUGAACACAAGACACCGCCCCCAGGGGAUGAUGCAUGCAUCUGGCGCCUGAUUGGAGGGCGAGUCUUUGCCCUCUAUCCCUCCCCAUGGCAGCCAUCUUUUUUCUGCCCGUGCGAGAUGAGACGUCCUGCGUGAGGAGAGGAUUUACAGUUGAACUUGUGACAGUUUAUGAGUAUGAGUUAUGAAUAUGCUGUGUAAAUUAUGACUAGAUGUACCAGAAACCACCAAAACCCAACCAAGCAUUUAUAUUCACUAUCUAAUAAGGGAGGAACAGAAGGGAGUGUUGAGAUUAGCAGCUGAGAUUUUGGACACAUUUUUUGGCAUUCUAGGGAUAACCGGGUAGAAAAUGAAAUGUUGUGCUCGUUACCCGGACGUUGAUGUAAAGAUGUAGGGAGAUUUUCCCCAUAUCUGAAUUCUAGAGGGGGAAAAAAAUCAAGUCGGCUCAGUCAGAGAACUUGAUGACGAGAGAAACUUGAUAUCAAAAACAUGAAGCACCAAAGUGUAGAACUUUAGGCUUUUUAUGUGUUUAUGUGUUUUCGUUUGUGUGCUUGUUUUCCGACCGAACGGAAACUCGUGUUGUUGUUGGGUUGGGCGGGGGGUGGGGGGAGGGGUGGGGCGUUUGAUUUGAGUGUUUUUGUUGUGUUUUUAGCGUCCUGUUCCCUUUGCGUUCCUGUGAAUAAGCGGAGCCUCUUUUUUUUUUUUUUUUUUUUCUUUUUUUCCGCUCUCCGUCUGACUGAUCCGAUACUAUUAUAUUCAAGGCUCCUUUUUAAAGCAGCUGAGUUUUUAAAAAAGAGGGAUUCUAUUGUGCAAGUUUAAAGCUAACGUGUUAAUAACGUUCUGUUGCCUGUAUGCAGUGGAGGGAGAGAGCGGGACGGGAAAGGCGUCUGCGAUUUGCAUGUUUGCCCGCCGCCUCUCCCUCAUUCGUCCCUCCCUAGCCUUCUCCUUUUUUCUCACUUAUAAACCAUUCCCCCCUUUUAACCCUCCCACUCCUUUUUCUCUGCUUUCUGCAAGGGCCUGGUUUGUUUAUAAUCACUGUGUAAAUACAGUGUAUGUAUAGAUAUAUGUAGAAAAGUGUAAUAUAUGUACAUGUAUCUAAGAGACACUCAUCCUGUGUAUCUGGGAACCACCCCAUGACCUCUGUGAUUUAGUUUAGGAGCAUUUUCCUCACUGAUUUAAAAAAAAAAAAAAAAAAAAAUCCUUAAUUCUCCUUCCUUUUUAAAGUACUUCCGUAAAAAAAAAUAUAUCGGUAGCUCUUGAUUAUUGACGACAAACACAAACGAGCACUCGUGUGGGCUGCCAGAUCUAGUCCCGUGGCCGCAAGACUGUUUUUAGAGACGGGGAUUAAAAAGGGAAAAAAAAAAAGAAUUUGCCCAAAAAGAGUUUUUAAACACAAAGACCUUCAUCAUUGUGUCCUGAUCCCACAAUGCUGUGAGCCGUCUCUUCAUAUCAUAUGCACACACACACACACACGCACGCCUGGUGGUGUGUUUAGGCUUUGUAACAUAUCUGCACCACUGCUGUGUGACCACGGUGCCACCCUUGCUGUGCUGCUUAAUUGUCUCCAUCCAUCCGCGACAGUCGUAUCUGAAACCCUCCCCCCUUCUUUCCUUCCUUCCUUCCUUUCCUCCCCCCUUCCUCCGAUAUCUCCCUCCUCUCCUCCGUGUACCAACGAGUCCCUGCUCUUGAGAUGUUUAUUUGUACCUCUCUCUGUUGUUUCUCUGUUCCCGUGUUACUGGUUUGAGUUUUUUAUGUUGUCGUCGCUGUUGCUGUUAACUUGUCGUUUGGUAAUUUGCCGAUCUGCCAAGCUGGAGUUCUGCACUCUCCCUCGCACACAGAAGAAGUAAAAAAAAAAAUUUAAAAAAAGGGAAAAGAGGGAGGAAGUAAAGACAACACAAAUUACAGAUUGAGUGAUCAUAGAUUGAUCCGGACUAAAUUAUUUAUUAAUGUUAUCUACCCUAGGUGGUUUUAAAUCGUGCCUGCUCAGUUGAGAGGAAGCCAGAGAGAGAGAGAGAGAGAGAGAGAGUUGGUGUGGGUGUUCAGGUUUUUGUGACCUACACUGUUGAAUCAGAGCGGGAGACCUAGUUAUAUGCAUGUUUCAGUUACGCAUUUCUACCAUGUACCUACCUGAAUAAGGAUGGAGCCUAGUGUUAAUAUAUGAUAUUUGCAUCUUUUGAAAUAUCCUCCAUCCAGAAUGUUGAAUAGGUGACAUGAAAAAUAUAUUUAAAAAAAAAAAAAGCAAAAUUUUUAAAAAAAGGAUUCAGGAGCCGUAGCUUGGUAUGAGGCCCUCGAUGUUAGCGUUUUCCCUGCGUUGUAAUGAUAUACUAUUGGGCUGCGCUUUCUCCCCCAGCCUUCACAUGGAUGCUGGAGUUUUUUUGCAUGAUCAUGAUGUACAAUGAAAUACAACCAUGAAUUGACGACUAUCAAGUGUUUGUCUGAGUGUUAGUUGGUCUUCAUCAUAGCUUUGUUAUUCUUCAAACUUGGAUCUUGAAAGUAUUUAAUAAAAAUACUAUUUCAGCACUG
Messenger RNA from Centropristis striata (black sea bass), 4236 nucleotides. Its product is annotated as calcium/calmodulin-dependent protein kinase type II subunit gamma-like. The record is from RefSeq and is a predicted model, not a curated record. Gene Ontology annotation, biological process: protein phosphorylation. The transcript is spliced from 18 exons. Lineage: Eukaryota; Metazoa; Chordata; Actinopteri; Perciformes; Serranidae. Bases 122 to 1531 code for a protein of 469 amino acids. Gene Ontology annotation, cellular component: neuron projection; cytoplasm. Gene Ontology annotation, molecular function: calcium/calmodulin-dependent protein kinase activity; calmodulin binding; ATP binding.